AGCCAUUCAGUGACUGAUCAUUUCUUGCAAUUUUCUUUUACUGACAUUGCUAUUGUUUAAAGCAUUUAACCACCCAUGCAUGACUGUUCACAUGAAAAUGUCAUGUCAUACUGGAAGGGGAACAUUGUCUGGUCAUGUUGACAUACAAUAAUUUGCCUUUAAUCAAAUAUCUAUAUGGAAUAUUUUAACUUUUAUAAGUGUCCGAGAACUUUUUUUGCCGAGUGUACAUGUAUAUCACCGGUACGGUACACGCUUCAUAUCACCCCCAUAUCAUCACCACUCGGGUCUCUUGACUGCACGGGAAAAAAGAAGAGAAGAACUAAGAAUGUCCUCUCACAGCGCCAUUCUCCCAAGACAGCUUCAAAUAUCAUUUUUACAAGCUUCAUCACGAUUAUAUGAGUCAGUAUGUCCAAACAUUGGCAGAAGUUUAAUAUCCAAGGUACAUGACUCUAGCUCUAAGAAAGAAGGACCAAGACAACACUGCAUACACUGCCAUAGUCCCUUACAGCCUGGUCUGUGUAGGGUCAAGCUGAGUCCAAGAGCUCAUAUAACAAGUGAAAUCGAACACUUGAGGAAGAAACUUGAUUUUCUAAGAGAGGGCUCUCUUAGUCCUAGUCAGAAGAAGAAACUCAAGAGAUGGAUGAAUAGCAAGAAUAUCAUGGUCAUUUGCUGCAGCUUUUGCAAGAAGACCAACAGAAUUCCAUGUGCCCAAAGAUCCGACAGACCACAACAAAUUCAAGCUUCACAGAAUACCUCACCUCAAGAUUCAAUGUCCAGGAAGCGGAAAAAGCGAUCAGUAUCCAAUGACCCAUUCAGCAAAUUGGCAAUAUCAUCUACUGGGAGAAGUUUUUUAAGUCCUCCAUCCAAAAAGCAGAAAAGAGAGUCAUCCUCAAGUAAUUUCUCAGUUACAAUCUCCCAAUCAAUCACAACACCAGGAAGAUCAGCUCAUGGUAGUGAAGCGAACCCCAGCCCAUCUGGAAGAUCAAGUAGAAGUGCCAAGAAAGAUAAAUACAGACAGCUCCAGACGAUGUUAAAGUCCGCAAAACGAGAGCAGGAGAACAAUCAGUCACCGCUUUCAAAGUUUCUUACGUCGUUAAGACACCAGUAACUAGAUCCAUUCCCUCCCUAUAUGUUGUUUUCCAAUGUUGCCAUUUCUUAGUGUCAUGGGCACAUUGUGGUCUAGUGGUUCUGACUCUUGCUUAUCAAACAGAGGGUCAUGGGUUUGAAUCCGAGCCAUGACAUAUUUUCCUUCAGCAAGAUAUUUAUCCACACUGUGCUGCACUCAACCCAGGUGAGGUGAAUGGUAUCUGGCAGGAUUAAUUCCUUGAAUGCACUGAGUGCUUUAUAUCUUCAGGCAAAAUGUGCUAUAUAAAUCUAGCUAUUAGUAUUAUCAUUAUUAUUACAGUCUAGUUUGAUCCUUAUUUAAUUGAUUAAUUUGCAAGAGGAUUAUGAUGCUUGGUAACAUUUAGAUCUAAAGGUUGCACAUGCCUUCCUUCAAUAACUAUCUUCAUAGGCCAUGGGACAAACCCAUUUUUCUUGCAGUUGUGUUCACAUAGCAGUACAGUUAAAAAAGAAAGAUAUCAAAAUAAUUGUAAAAUGCAUCGAAUCGGGAUCCACCUGUCCAACUUUACCAAAAUUGCAUAAGGAUGAGUAAACUAUGUACUAGGUGCAGGUAAUCUGUAUUAUGUAGAAGGUUUAUUUAUUUUGAACAAAUUGACAGGUGCACACACACAUUCCUCGCCAAAAUCAGUUCUUGCCUCGUGCUAAGUCUUUUUUUUUCUACCAUACAGUGUUCGUAUUGAUAACCAAAGUUAUUCCAAAUAACGAUCAUCAGUCCAGAUCAUGCCUUGCCCGUUAUCUUUAUUCGUAUUUCAACCUAUCUCAGUGACAUUGAUAUACAAGUUUGAUAUCAUCAAGUUCUUUUGACAGAUUACAUACACGGAAUAGUUCAAAAUGCACAGCUUUUAUGCUUUUUACACUCGCCAAAAUUUCCUUAACCCAUACUAUAGGUGAGGCUAAAUUGCCUGAUUUCGGUCCGAUUUUUUCAAAAUAGCAUCUACGGUAUGAUGCAAAUGAAAUAUAAUCCAGAAAUCGCUUUUGGGCAAACUCCAAGGCCCCGGAUUCACAACUGGGUCCAUGUCGUUGGCUGAAUUUUUUCAAAAUAGCGUCUACACUUUGAUGAAUUAGGCAUUCCAUUACUAUCACCUGCCACCAGAAAUCACAUUUGGGCAAACUCCAAGGCCUCACAUCCACUACUGGAUCCAUGUUGUUGCCUGAAUGGAUUGACAUUGCCAUCAACACCAUAUAUUCAUUCUGUGCUAGUGUGCUCGAUCUCAUUCAUCUUCUCGUAUCUCCUCUGAUGGAGUAUCUUUCUCCUUCCUAUCGAGUUUGAUCUCCUUUUCUCCUGAUUUUUCUUCUUCUUGAAUUAUAAUUGCAAAAUGAGAAAAAAUAGCACUGUUCGUCUGUCACAACUUCUUGUUUUCCAAGUGUUUUUUCUUUGAUAUUCUUGAAUCCCAUUCCAUCCUUGAACGUAGAAAUCACUUCUCUGUAAAGUAUCCAUUUCCUCGAUGAUAUCACGAUGUUUGCCAGUUCCCAAAACAUAUACAUUACAUUCCCUAAUCUUUUAGCUAUUGUGUCUUCUCUUUUUCUUUUAUUCAUCACCAAUUUACAAAAGUCAGAAGGUGAAGGUGAUGAUGAAUAAAUCUCUACCAAAGUUGGAAGAUUCUGUAACACCAGAAACUUGGUCAUGACCUUUGUAAUGACACCUCUGUACCCUUGUAACUGUCUCUUAAUACGCCAAUUAAAAGAUUCAAAUUGAAAACGAGAGUGAGUGCACAAAGGACCCCAUUCGCUUACACUUCUUUUGGCAAAUGUACUAGGGAAUGUACAUUAAAUGUCAUUGCUGCAGAUCCAUAUGAGAUCUGCAUUCUGCC
Messenger RNA from Lytechinus pictus (painted urchin), 2933 nucleotides. RefSeq names its product UPF0711 protein C18orf21 homolog. Lineage: Eukaryota; Metazoa; Echinodermata; Echinoidea; Temnopleuroida; Toxopneustidae. The record is from RefSeq and is a predicted model, not a curated record. The coding region runs from base 326 to 1108 and encodes 260 amino acids. The transcript is spliced from 7 exons.